Messenger RNA from Aspergillus nomiae NRRL 13137, 1477 nucleotides. RefSeq names its product acyl-CoA dehydrogenase. Gene Ontology annotation, molecular function: flavin adenine dinucleotide binding; glutaryl-CoA dehydrogenase activity; fatty-acyl-CoA binding. The record is from RefSeq and is a predicted model, not a curated record. Gene Ontology annotation, biological process: fatty acid beta-oxidation using acyl-CoA dehydrogenase; fatty-acyl-CoA biosynthetic process. NCBI's taxonomy places the organism in Eukaryota, Fungi, Ascomycota, Eurotiomycetes, Eurotiales, Aspergillaceae. The transcript has 4 exons. Gene Ontology annotation, cellular component: mitochondrial inner membrane. The annotation marks the transcript as partial.
ACGUUUAUAUAUCCAUAGAAAGAGCUUAUCCACGUCGCUUCCACCUUUGUUUGAAGAAUUUCCAUCUUUUAACGCGGCUUAUACUACUCAUCAUGAAUCGAUCAUUGCUCCGUGCAGCUUCACGCCACCUCCAGUCGGCAAGCCACGUGCACAAGACGCCUACAGCUUCACUUAAUGCGCCAAUGCGCGGCUUCGCGACCGCCUUCAACUGGGAAGAUCCUCUGGCUGCAUCGGAGCUAUAUACGGAGGAGGAAUUGGCGAUUCAGGACACAGCGCGACAGUAUUGCCAAGAGCGCUUGUUACCCCGAGUUCUCGAUGCUUAUCGAAACGAGAACUAUGAUCGCAAAAUACUGGAAGAAAUGGGCGAACUGGGUCUUCUUGGCGCCAGCAUUGAGGGUUAUGGUUGUGCAGGUGCCAGCACUGUUGCGUCGGGCCUGAUCACGAAGGAGGUUGAACGGGUAGAUUCCGGAUACCGAUCAGGGAUGUCCGUGCAGAGCUCGCUGGCGAUGACGGCCAUCUACGAGUUUGGAACCCAGGAGCUAAAGGAUAGAUUUCUACCAGGGCUGGCCAAGGGAAAGAUUGCCGGUUGUUUUGGUCUUACAGAACCUAAUCAUGGCUCAGACCCUGGUUCUAUGGAAACGGUUGCACGAGAGCAUCCUACUAAGAAGGGCUAUUACUCGCUCUCCGGCACGAAGACUUGGAUUACUAACUCCCCCAUCUCCGAUAUCAUGAUAGUGUGGGCCAAACUGGAGAGCACAGGUAAGAUCCGCGGGUUUGUGGUGGAACGUGACCAAUGCCCUCCAGGCACCGUGGAGACUCCGGCUAUCAAGAAUAAGACUGCCUUACGGGCGUCUAUCACCGGUAUGAUUCAGUUGGACGACUGCCCGGUUCCAAAGGAGAAUAUGUUCCCCGAUGUUGAAGGUCUCACUGGGCCUUUCACCUGUCUUAACAGUGCUCGACUAGGAAUUGCCUUUGGAGCCAUGGGGGCUCUUGAGGACUGCCUUAGCCGCGCCCGGACCUAUGCCCUGGAGCGGAAGCAGUUCAAGGGCAACCCUCUGGCGAAGUAUCAAUUAAUCCAGAAGAAGUUGGCGGAUGCUGCCACAGAUGCUGCUUAUGGAACGCUGGCAGCGACCCAGGUUGCUAGACUCAAGGACGAAGGCAAAUCUACCCCUGAAAUGAUCUCCAUGGUCAAAAGACAGAACUGUGACCGCGCCCUGGCCAACUCUCGGAUACUUCAAGAAGUUUUCGGCGGAAAUGCAACCAGCGAUGAAUACCAUAUCGGCCGGCAUGUAGCCAACCUGUUUGUGGUGCAAACAUAUGAGGGGCAGAGCGACAUUCACGCAUUGAUUCUGGGGCGCGCCAUCACUGGAGUCCAGGCGUUUGUUUAGGACACUUGCCACUGUCAUCCUCGUAGAAUGGCUUGCGACUAAUUUGGAAACAGUAAUGUGUAUAAAUAUAGUAGUUGAACAGGUCGGGA